CAUGAACUCGCGAUCCAUCCUGCGCAAGUUCGAGAUGCACACGCGCGCGGUGCGGAGCGUCAAGUUCUCGCCGCAGUCGUACGCCACGAUCGCGUCCGCGUCCGACGACACCACCGUGCGCAUAUGGGACGUCGCCGCGGGCGAGUGCGUCCGCCGGCACGACGGCCACACCGACUACGCCAGGUCAAUCGCGGGCCAUCCCACGGCGCAGACGUCCUGGGCGUCGGGAUCUUACGAUCACACCGUGCGCCUGUGGGACAACAGGGACGGGUCGACGUCCGCGACGAUGACGCUGGACCACGGGUCACCCGUCGAGGACGUCGCGUGGCUGCCCUCCGGGUCGCUCUUGGUGUCCGUGGGUGGUCAGGACGCGUGCGUGUGGGACGUGUUGGGCGGCGGGAAACUUUUGAAGCGUCUCCGGUGCCACCAGAAGACGAUCAUGAGCUGCCACGUGGCGCCCGACGGUGGACCCCCGCCGGUGCUGGAGCACGGCUCGUUCGCGGCGAGAGCUGGGGCGGGCGGGCGCGCGACUGCGCCGAGGCUCCUGACGGGCUCGCUCGACGGCCACGUCAAGGUACACGAGCUCGACGAUUUCUCGGUGACGCACAGCGCCAAGUACCCCGGGCCGGUUCUGGCCGUGGCGCUGUCGCCGGACGCCAACGCGCUCGCGGUGGGCACCGCGAACAAGCUGCUGAGCAUCAGGCGGCGGACCAAGCCGCGCUCGCACGCGCUGGGCGGCGGCGGCGGCGGGGGCGAUUCGGGUUUUCACAAAGUCGGGCCCUCGGGGCGGAGAAAAGCGCCGCGGCGGCUUGACGCGGGCAGCUGGCAGUACUUCAUCCGCGGGAUGAACGCCAAGGCUGCGGAGGGGGAUUUUAAGGUGCAGAGGCUUCGGAGCGUCCGGUUGCAGGCGCACGACCGCGCGUUGAAACGUUUUCGGUUCACCGAGGCGCUCGACGCGAGCCUGGCGGGCGGGCGACCCGAGGUGAUCGCCGCCGUCAUCGACGAAAUCGCCGCGCACGGCGCGCUGAGCAAGGCGCUGGCGGGGCGUGACGCCGCCGCGCUUCAGCCGGUGCUCAGGUACGUCAUGAAGCACAUCGGCAACCCGAGGCACACCCGGCAGCUGGUGCACGUGGCGGGGAUGGUGCUGGACAUCUACGGGGGAUCGGUCGGCGCUUCGAGGGAGGUUGACGCCGCGCUCAGGCUCAUCAGGGAGAGGGUCGCGGUGACGCUCAGGCUGCACGAUUCGCUCGCGGCGCUCGCGGGGGUGGCGUCGCCGCUGCUGACGGUGGGGCAGCUCGCGGCGUACAGGGCUUAGUGAGCGAGCGAGCCGAGACUUGUAAUCCACGGUACACUGCGAAACG
Molecule: messenger RNA, 1361 nt
Organism: Micromonas commoda
Lineage: Eukaryota; Viridiplantae; Chlorophyta; Mamiellophyceae; Mamiellales; Mamiellaceae
Exons: 1
Coding region: 2-1315 (437 amino acids)
Biological process (GO): positive regulation of transcription by RNA polymerase I; rRNA processing
Cellular component (GO): nucleolus
Molecular function (GO): protein binding
Source: RefSeq, a predicted model, not a curated record